Drosophila grimshawi is the source of this 8345-nucleotide messenger RNA. RefSeq names its product voltage-dependent calcium channel type D subunit alpha-1 (gene Ca-alpha1D). The record is from RefSeq and is a predicted model, not a curated record. The coding region runs from base 44 to 7600 and encodes 2518 amino acids. Gene Ontology annotation, biological process: calcium ion import across plasma membrane. Lineage: Eukaryota; Metazoa; Arthropoda; Insecta; Diptera; Drosophilidae. The transcript is spliced from 31 exons. Gene Ontology annotation, cellular component: voltage-gated calcium channel complex; membrane. Gene Ontology annotation, molecular function: high voltage-gated calcium channel activity.
ACCACCACUAACAACAACAGCAACGACAACAACAACAACAACAAUGGGUGGUGGGGAGCUGGUGAAUUGCAUAGCCUAUGAUGAUAAUACACUGGUGAUUGAGCGCAAGCCAUCGCCCACAUCGCCAGCAACAUCACGACGCUAUUUGAAGGCUGAGACGCAGGCGCGGGGCAGUCGUAAAUAUAAUCGGAAGGCGAGCACAGCGAAAAGUGAUCUUGAGGUGAUCGUUGUCAGGCCGGAGCAUCACCAUCAGCAUCGAUCGCCGACGAUAACGAUACCAGUGCCCAUAUCCACAGCCGCAACUACAUCACCAUCAGCGGUAGCAGCAACAGCAGCAACAGCAACAGCAACAACAACGGGUCAAACGGUGCUACAACAAAGUUGUCCGCUCGAGACAAUCGCCAGCAGCGACGAUACUACAGCGGGUAGCUCGACAAGGAUACGUGGAGCAAACACUGAGCUUGCUCUCAGCACCGUCACCAGUCAAAUUGUAAACAACAGCACCUACAAGCUCGACUUUAAGCAGCGCCGACACAAAAACAAUAACAACGGCAGCGAGUCAGUGAGCGCCGGCAACGGUGGCAGUAAACGUCAGCGUCGCAAAUCAAGUUGCACCUCGUGCGGCGGCAACGGCGGAGGCGGGGCAGGCAGCGUUAGUCAACGUCUGACGCCCGAGGAGGUCUUGACAGGGACAGCGCAGUCGGCGUGGCAACAGCAGCCCCAGAAUAGUGUGACCAGCGCUGGCAGCACCAAUAGUAGCUAUAGCAGCGGUCCCAGAGACGACGACAGCAGCUACAGCGCCAUUGGCGGCGACAGCAGCAGCAGCAACAGUUGCAACUGUGACAUUACCGGCGACAACAGCACGUUGCAUGGUUUUGGCGUUGGGGAUGUGAGCAGCUUUAUUGGCGACGACGACUGUGAGCACGGCGACGACGACGAUCCUGAUAACCCCGACGAUCUUAGCUCACAAACCUUACGCACAGCGGCAAUUGUUGCAGCCGUUGCAGCGGCAGCUAAGGAGCAGGCAGCAGCUGCAGCAGCGGGCGCCGGCAACACCGACUGCGAGAGCAUCAGUGAGCGACGCCAGGAUGCGGAUGAUGAUGAGAUUCGAAUUAUUGCAGGAGCAACGUUUAGUGGCAACGAUUCGCUCGAAGAUGUUGGUGAUGUGGACGACAAUGCCGAUGUCAUUGUAAGAAGGAAUACGCGAAAUAAACGGCCCUCCAUACGGAGGACAUGUAGAAUCACUGAGGAGGACGACGACGGCGAGGGCGACGGCGACGCUGACUACGACGACGAGUACGACGAAGAGGAAGACGAGCCCGAGGGCACAACUAUUGAUAUUGACGAGCAGGAGCAGCUGGCACAGCAUUACGACUAUAACGAACAGGACGACGACGACGAGGAAGAGAACGCCGCUGAAGACGACGACGACGACGACGGGGAGGUGGACGAGUAUUACGAAGAGGAGGAGGACGAAACACAAGCAUUCUCACCCUUCUACUCCAGCUCCGCGGAGCUGAUUGAUAACUUUGGCGGCGGUGCCGGCAAAUAUUUUAACAUUAUGGACUUUGAGCGAGGUGCCGCUGGCGGCGGCACCUUCACACCCAAUGGCAACGGUGGUGCUGGCCUCGGCGGCGAUCCGUCCAACAAUCCGCAAACGGAUAUGGGCGGCGGCACCAACAUUAUGGGCAUCGAUGCCAUGGGCAUUGCAAACAUUCCGGAAACAAUGAACGGCACCACAAUUGGACCGAGUGGCGCCGGUGGCCAAAAAGCGGGUGCUGCUGCCGGCCAAAAGCGACCGCAGCGACGCGGAAAACCUCAGCCGGAUCGACCACAGCGCGCCCUUUUCUGCCUGGGCCUCAAGAAUCCCAUACGAGCGCUCUGCAUUCGCAUCGUCGAAUGGAAACCAUUUGAGUUCCUUAUUUUGUUAACCAUAUUUGCCAAUUGUAUUGCCUUGGCCGUUUACACGCCUUAUCCGGGCAGCGAUUCGAAUGUGACGAAUCAAACCUUGGAAAAAGUUGAAUAUAUAUUCCUAGUUAUAUUCACAGCGGAAUGUGUUAUGAAGAUAUUAGCAUACGGUUUUGUGUUACAUAAUGGUGCAUAUCUAAGAAAUGGAUGGAAUUUAUUAGAUUUUACAAUUGUAGUUAUAGGAGCGAUAAGUACAGCACUGUCCCAUUUGAUGAAGGAUGCCUUCGAUGUGAAAGCGCUGCGUGCCUUUCGUGUACUGCGUCCACUGCGACUUGUAUCGGGUGUACCAAGUCUACAGGUUGUGCUUAAUUCAAUUUUAAAGGCCAUGGUGCCACUGUUUCACAUUGCACUCUUGGUCAUAUUCGUAAUCAUUAUCUAUGCCAUAAUUGGCCUAGAGUUGUUCUCUGGUAAAUUGCAUAAGACGUGUCGUGAUGAGGUAACAGGUGAAUACGAGGAUGAUAUGAGACCCUGCGGCGUAGGCUACGCUUGCCCUGACGGCAUGAAGUGCUACGGCAAUUGGGUAGGACCCAAUUACGGUAUUACGAACUUUGACAACUUUGGACUGGCCAUGUUGACGGUCUUCCAGUGUGUCACACUCGAGGGCUGGACAGAUGUUUUGUAUUAUAUACAAGACGCGAUGGGCAGCGACUGGCAAUGGAUUUACUUUAUUUCCAUGGUCAUUUUGGGCGCAUUUUUCGUUAUGAAUCUGAUUCUUGGUGUGUUGUCCGGUGAGUUCUCCAAAGAGCGUAACAAGGCCAAGAAUCGCGGCGACUUUCAGAAGCUGCGCGAGAAGCAACAAAUCGAGGAGGAUUUGCGCGGAUACCUCGACUGGAUAACCCAGGCCGAGGAUAUUGAGCCAGAUGCAACGGGCGGCCUAAUGCCCGAUGGCAAGGGUAAGCAACAGAACGAAAUGGACUCUACCGAAAAUAUGGGGGAAGAGAUGCCCGAAAUGCAAAUCACCGAAUCGCGUUGGCGCAAAUUGAAGAAGGACUUCGAUCGGGUCAAUCGACGAAUGCGUCGAGCCUGUCGCAAGGCAGUCAAGUCGCAGGCAUUCUAUUGGCUGAUCAUUGUGCUGGUGUUUCUGAACACUGGCGUCCUUGCUACCGAGCACUAUCGCCAGGUGUAUUGGCUGGAUGAUUUUCAGGAAUAUACAAACAUGGUCUUUAUUGGGCUUUUCACGUGCGAAAUGUUGCUGAAAAUGUACAGCUUAGGCUUCCAGGGCUACUUUGUGUCGCUAUUCAAUCGCUUCGACUGUUUCGUUGUGAUUGGCAGCAUUUCCGAGACGCUGCUGACAAAAACGGGAAUGAUGCCUCCAUUGGGCGUCUCAGUGUUGCGUUGUGUGCGCCUGUUGCGUGUCUUCAAGGUCACCAAAUACUGGCGAUCUCUAUCGAAUCUAGUUGCUUCCCUAUUGAAUUCAAUACAAUCAAUUGCUUCGCUAUUGUUACUGCUCUUCCUAUUUAUUGUGAUAUUUGCAUUGCUGGGCAUGCAGGUUUUUGGUGGUAGAUUUAAUUAUAAUGAGGAGGAGAAGUAUCGCAUGAAUUUCGAUUGCUUCUGGCAGAGCCUGCUUACAGUAUUCCAGAUCAUGACUGGUGAGGAUUGGAAUGCUGUCAUGUAUGUGGGCAUUAAUGCUUAUGGCGGCGUCUCCUCAUACGGUGCCUUGGCUUGUAUAUACUUUAUAAUAUUAUUCAUAUGCGGCAAUUAUAUACUGUUAAAUGUGUUCUUGGCCAUUGCUGUGGAUAAUUUGGCCGAUGCUGACUCCCUGUCGGAGGUGGAAAAGGAAGAGGAGCCGCAAGACGAGGGUGCUAUGAAAAGAUCGCACAGUCCCACGCCCACCAUAGACGGCUUGGAUGAUGAACAUAUGAGCAUUGAUAUUGAUUUGGAACAUCAAGAGAUGGAUGAUGAGAAGGAUCAUGAGACCUUAUCUGAUGAGGAAGUGCGUGAAAUGUGCGAAGAUGAAGAAGAAGAAGAGGAUUCCCAUUCUGAAGUAUCAGCACGUGUUACUGCACGACCCCGACGUUUAUCUGAAGUCAGCAUGAAGAAGACUAAAAAGCCCAUACCACGAGGCAGUGCAUUUUUCAUUUUCAGUUACACAAACAGAUUUCGUGUCUUUUGCCACUGGCUCUGCAACCACAGCAAUUUCAGCAACAUUAUCCUCUGUUGCAUUAUGUUCUCAUCGGCCAUGCUGGCAGCUGAGAAUCCACUAAGGGCCAACGAUGAUUUAAAUAAAGUACUCAAUAAAUUUGAUUAUUUUUUCACGGCAGUUUUCACAAUAGAACUGAUUCUGAAAUUGAUUUCAUAUGGCUUCGUGUUACACGACGGAGCCUUUUGCAGAUCCGCAUUUAAUCUACUAGAUUUACUUGUGGUCUGCGUCUCAUUGAUAUCUCUAGUAUCCAGUUCGAAUGCGAUUUCAGUCGUGAAAAUUCUUCGCGUUCUCCGAGUUUUAAGGCCACUGCGCGCCAUUAAUCGAGCCAAGGGUCUGAAGUAUGUGGUCAAGUGCGUCGUUGUCGCAAUUAAAACCAUUGGUAAUAUUAUGUUGGUUACAUAUUUAUUGCAAUUCAUGUUUGCCGUUAUUGGAGUGCAACUCUUUAAGGGUAAAUUUUUCUCAUGCACCGAUGGUUCUAAAAUGGUGAGAGAGGAAUGCUACGGCACCUAUCUAGUUUACGAGGGUGGGGAUAUGAACAAGCCACGUCUUAAGGAGCGCGCAUGGAGCAAUAACGGUUUCCAUUUCGACGAUGUAGCCAAAGGCAUGCUAACACUUUUUACCGUUUCCACCUUUGAGGGCUGGCCAGCGCUCCUCUAUGUCUCUAUUGAUUCAAAUCAGGAAAAUGGCGGUCCAAUACACAACUUCCGUCCUAUAGUCGCUGCCUACUAUAUAAUCUAUAUUAUCAUAAUUGCCUUCUUCAUGGUCAACAUCUUCGUCGGUUUCGUUAUUGUCACUUUCCAAAAUGAGGGUGAACAGGAGUACAAAAAUUGUGAUCUGGAUAAGAACCAGCGAAAUUGCAUUGAGUUUGCCCUGAAAGCGAAACCGGUUCGUCGAUAUAUACCGAAACAUGGCAUACAGUAUAAAGUCUGGUGGUUUGUGACAUCAUCAUCGUUUGAGUAUACAAUAUUUAUACUGAUUAUGAUAAACACGGUCACACUUGCUAUGAAGUUCUAUCAGCAACCCUUAUGGUAUACGGAACUGCUGGAUGCACUCAAUAUGAUAUUCACAGCAGUAUUUGCCUUGGAAUUUGUCUUUAAACUGGCUGCUUUUCGAUUCAAAAACUAUUUCGGUGAUGCGUGGAACGUUUUCGAUUUCAUUAUUGUGCUUGGCAGCUUUAUAGAUAUUGUUUAUUCCGAAAUUAAGAGCAAGGACACACAGGCCGCGUGUGAUAUUGUCGAGGGCUGUAAAGCCAAGACUAAGGCGGCUGGCUCGAAUUUAAUUUCCAUAAAUUUCUUUCGACUGUUCCGUGUUAUGCGUCUCGUCAAGCUACUCAGCAAGGGUGAGGGUAUCCGUACGCUCCUCUGGACCUUCAUCAAAUCAUUUCAGGCUCUACCCUAUGUGGCUCUGCUCAUAGUGUUGCUCUUCUUCAUCUACGCAGUUGUGGGCAUGCAGGUCUUUGGCAAGAUAGCGCUGGAUGGUGGCAAUGCCAUAACUAGGAACAACAAUUUCCAAACAUUUCAGCAGGCAGUGCUGGUGCUGUUUCGCUCAGCCACCGGUGAGGCGUGGCAGGAUAUUAUGAUGGCCUGCUCAGCGCAACCGGAUGUGCAUUGUGAUAUGAACUCGGAUACGCCGGGCGAUCAGUGCGGUUCAUCCAUAGCCUAUCCCUAUUUUAUAUCCUUCUAUGUGCUGUGCUCAUUUUUGAUCAUUAACUUGUUUGUGGCCGUCAUCAUGGAUAACUUUGAUUAUCUAACGCGCGAUUGGUCCAUCCUGGGUCCACAUCAUUUGGACGAGUUUAUUCGCCUGUGGAGCGAAUACGAUCCGGACGCUAAAGGGCGCAUCAAGCAUCUCGACGUGGUCACCUUGCUAAGGAAGAUAUCACCGCCAUUGGGCUUUGGCAAGCUGUGUCCGCAUCGCAUGGCCUGUAAGCGACUGGUCUCCAUGAACAUGCCCCUUAAUUCCGACGGAACGGUGCUCUUCAAUGCCACCCUUUUCGCGGUUGUGCGUACCUCGCUGAGUAUAAAAACUGAGGGCAACAUCGAUGAUUGCAAUGCUGAAUUGCGCGCCACAAUUAAGCAAAUCUGGAAACGCACCAAUGCAAAGCUACUGGAUCAAGUGGUGCCGCCACCGGGCAACGAUGAUGAAGUCACAGUGGGCAAGUUCUAUGCCACGUAUCUGAUACAGGACUAUUUCCGUCGCUUCAAGAAACGCAAGGAACAGGAGGGCAAGGAGGGACAUCCCGAUAGCAAUACGGUUACACUGCAAGCGGGUCUACGCACGCUGCACGAAGUGUCGCCAGCGCUGAAGCGCGCCAUCUCAGGAAAUCUGGAUGAGCUGGCCGAGGAACCAGAGCCCAUGCAUCGCCGCCAUCAUACGCUGUUUGGCAGUGUUUGGUCUUCGAUACGUCGUCAUGGCAAUGGCACUUUCCGUCGCAGUGCCAAGGCCUCACAGAGCAAUGGGGCACUGACCAUUGGCGGCUCCUCGCUGGCCGCUGCGGGCGUGGGCGGCAGCAGUUUGGUGCUGGGCAGCGCAGACAGCGGUGGCGUCGAUUACCUUUACGAUAAUCUCAAUCGGAGCGUCGCCGAUGGUGUCAAUCACAUCACCCGCAACAUAAUGCAGGCCAGGAUGGCGGCCAGUGGCAAGCUGCACGAUGAGCUGCAUGCGAGCAGCGGUGGCGAGUUGCGUACCUUUGGCGAGAGCAUCUCGAUGCGUCCGCUGGCGAAGAAUGGUGGCGGAGUCGGUGCAGCCACUGUGGCCGGCACUUUGCCGCCGGAGGCCAAUGCGAUAUCUUAUGACAACCGCAAUCGUGGUAUUUUAUUGCAUCCAUAUAAUAAUGUCUACGCACCCAAUGGUGCUAUUCCUGGCCACGAACGCAUGAUCCAAUCGACACCAGCUAGUCCUUACGAUCAGCGUCGUUUACCAACUUCAUCUGAAAUGAAUGGCCUAGCCGAAUCAUUGAUUGGAGGGGUACUCGCCGCUGAGGGUCUAGGAAAAUAUUGUGAUUCCGAGUUUGUGGGCACAGCUGCUCGGGAGAUGCGUGAGGCGCUCGAUAUGACGCCCGAGGAGAUGAAUUUGGCUGCCCAUCAGAUACUGUCCAAUGAUCAUUCGUUGAGCCUGAUUAGCAGCAGCAAUGGCAGCAUCUUUGGUGGUAGUGCCGUCGGUGGUGGUGGUGGUGGCGGUGGCAGCAGCAGCAUUGCUGGUGCAUUUGGUGGCAGCGCCAGCGGGCCAUCAUCUUUCUCACCUCAACAUCAGGGUUCGGGCACUUUACAAUCACCACCGAUACCAGAUAAUCGUCUUAGACGAGUUGCCACAGUAACGACCACUAAUAAUACUAAGUCUCAAUUUAGCCAAAAUAAUACUAAUAAUAAUAUAAAUAGUAGAAAUAAUGCUGUAAUGCCUACGACUAGCCAAAGAACUAUUUCACCCACUCAACAACAACAAUCACCACAGCGCAACUUGGCCGGUGGUCAAGGUAACCCUGCCUCCUCAUAGCAUACAAAUUGUAGUCCAUACAUGCAAAAUGUCUUCUUGAUGGAAUUUUAAAUGUAACAUUUAUGAACAUUUUUUUGUAUCAUUUUUAGCAAAGAAAAAACAACACUAGUUAUAGAUUAAUCAAGUCAAAUAUGCUCUUAGCAACAACUUGAGAAAUAUAUGAGAAUAUGAGAAAGAUUUGUAAAUCUUGUAAAAAGCAUUGUAUGUACUUACUUAUAUAAUUAAUGGUUUGCCUUUUUGAUAACGUCUAUGAUGGUUUAUCGUCCUUUAUAAACAACCAAAAAAUUAAAAAAAGAGAUGAAAAACUUAAAAUAAUUAUUAUAAUAACAAUGACACACAAACACACAACAUAUUGUAUAUGAACAAAUAUAUUUUUUAAAAACUGAUAACGGAAAAAAAACAUACAACCUAAUUGAUUAGUUACUAUAAUCACCAAUAAUUAAAUAUAACAAUAAAGUAAUUCAUCAUAAUAAGUACAUCAACACGCAUCUAUUGCACUUACAUACAUACGAUGUACGUAUUUCAAUUUAGACGCAUUUUAUUUUUUAAGUAUUUGAUAAUUGCGUAAAUAAAGCAUACAAAUAUGGAAUUGUUUAAUAUGUAAAAAUGUAAACCAAAAUAUUAAAACGAAAACAACAAAGCAAAAACAAAUAACUAAUGAUUUCAAUGAAUGAACGCCCAAACUGAAUAAUGAAUUGUUAUGAUUGAUUUUAUAAAAAUAAAUGAUCAAAUUAAAAAAUUUAAA